AUGGCUGCAGCCGGUGGGGAGGGGCUGGCAGGGACCCCCCUGCUGCUGGCGGGUGCUGCCCUGGCCCUGCUCGGUGUCCUCGUCUACCUGGGAGCCCUGUGUGCUGCCUGCAGACGCAAGGGCAGGAGGAAGAAGGUCCCUCCGGACGGGGUGAAGCUGGUGGACGAGUCCCUGCUCCGGCAGACGCAGCUGCGCUCGCUGAGCAGAUCGGACACGAAGCUGCAGGAGCUGUGCCGGGUGAAGCACAGGGAUGGCACCCAGCGUCCGGCCAGCCUGGGUGCUCCCUGUCCCGCUGCCACCCCCCCGCACAGCUCCGGCCUCAGCAUCCUCCUGCACCGCGAGCUGCCCCGCAUCCCCGUCCCCGACCCCCCCACCGCCCCCCAGGCUUCGGACCGGACCUACUCGAACCUCCUCUUCGCUCCGCUGCGCAAACCGCUGCCCGACAGCGUCUACGAGUGCCUGGCGGGGGGGGGUGAGAAUCCCCCGGUGACCCCCGCACCCCCCGGCACCCGGGUGUCCCCUCCGCGGGCCGGUGCGGGGGGGGUCGAUUACGCCUGUGUCCAUAAGGUGAAGAAGGUGGUGGCGGUGGAGCUGCGGGAUGGGGCCGCCGUGGGACCUCCCGCAGCCCCGCGGUGCUGGGAGGGGGCAGGCAAUGCCCCCCGGGCAAAGCUGGAGGAGAUGUACUCAACGGUGUGCAAAGCCACCAAGAAGAAAACCCAGGUGCCCCCGAGGGAGGUGGGUGCUGGGUGUCCACCCACCCGCCAGGAGGAGGGUGCCCCAGCCAAGCAGUGGCCCCAAGCAGCUCAAGCCCCCCCAGACUCCUGCUAUGAGUCCAUCAAUGACAGACCCUGGACUGCUCAGGGCCGUGGCCCAGACCCAGACUACGAGGCAGUGGACAUGAACUGGAAGAAGGUGGCAGGACGGGAGAAGGUGGGGGGGCCACCCAGUGCCUCUGAGAACCUUUACGAAAGUGUGGGUGACAUUUGGGCAGGGGGGGCCCGGAGAGCCUCAGCCAAGACAGCAGCCAACGGGCUGGAGGUUUACAUCACCAACCUAUAG
Calypte anna (Anna's hummingbird) is the source of this 1059-nucleotide messenger RNA. RefSeq names its product Lck interacting transmembrane adaptor 1 (gene LIME1). Gene Ontology annotation, cellular component: membrane raft; plasma membrane. Gene Ontology annotation, biological process: T cell receptor signaling pathway; intracellular signal transduction; B cell receptor signaling pathway. NCBI's taxonomy places the organism in Eukaryota, Metazoa, Chordata, Aves, Apodiformes, Trochilidae. The record is from RefSeq and is a predicted model, not a curated record.